AUGACCUCCCUUCGCAUCCUGGCUGCAAUUGCGCUGAUCUCAGCCUUCAUCACUUCUUUUGCUUCAGCCCAACAAUGCAGCUACAAAGAAACGAAGCCCAAGUUCUCUGGCCCUCGGACCGCUCCCGGCUGGGAAUAUGCCGUCCUUCGCGACAAUUUCAGACAACCUCGGACCAUCUUGUUUGAUAGUGAGGGUGCUCUCCUUAUUCUAGAUGCCUUUCGCGGUAUAAUGCACAUCCAGCUCGAUGACAGUGACGUGGGAGGAAAAUGUGUCCGAAUAGCAAAGAAGACGACUUUGCUCAGAAAGGGCAGUGAUGGCCGCACCAUAUAUGCCUCCUCAUCGUCGAGCGUCUGGUCAUACUCUUACGAUGCCAAGAAUGUCAAGCUGGACAAAGGGUCAGAGAAGAUGGUGGUCGACAACUUGGCUACCAGAGGCUCUUCAUGGCGAUCCCUUCUCAUAUCACAGAAAACCCCUGAUAUGCUUGUCGUUUCCCGAGGGAGCGGCAUAGGUAACGACCCGCAAGCCGAGGUGCGUUCCUCUGGCCACGCUCAGAUCCGUGCCUUCAACAUAUCAACUUUCGAUCCCAAGUUCCCCGGUAUGAAGACCUAUGACUUUGCUAAGGAUGGUGUCCUCCUCGGUUGGGGUCUGCGCAACGCUCAGGGUCUAGCAGAACACCCCGUUACUGGUGGAAUAUACAGCACUGAGAACUCCUAUGUGGCCCUCGAUCGGAAUGGCAAAGAUAUCAGCGUCGAUAACCCGGGCGAAGAGAUGAACUUCCACGGAUAUCUCGAUGGUUCUAAGGAUAGCAGCGGCGGUAACUACGGCUACCCUUUUUGCUACAGCUUGUGGUCCACGAGCAAGUUUCCUGAAAUCGGUGACAUCGAAAUCGGCGAUCAGUUUGGUGCUGAUCAGAAGUCUGAUCUAUCUCGUCGAACUGAUGCGGAAUGCAGAAGGGAUUACGUUGCUCCCGUCCAAGUAUUCCAAGCCCAGUCUGCGCCUAUAGCCCUUGUAUUCAACCCGGACGGCACACGAGCAUAUAUGGCUUUCCAUGGAAGCUGGAACCGUAUGAAACCGGUGGGAUAUCAAGUCGCAUAUAUCGACUUCAAGAAUGGACAGCCUGCGAUGGACGCUAUAAGAAGCGGAAAUACCACCACACCCAUCAUGUUCAACAAAGACAACAACGCGCAUUGCCCGGAGGACUGUUUCCGCCCUGCCGGCUUGGCCUGGGACAAGAAGAAUCGGUUGUUCUUCACCUCUGAUACAACUAAGGAGCUUUUCGUGCUAUAUAACACGUGGGAUGCUUACCUCAAGAAGAAUGACACUAAAGAGGCCUAUGUUUGGAGAGGUAAUAAAGGCUCUAGGCGAUAG
Molecule: messenger RNA, 1368 nt
Organism: Fusarium fujikuroi IMI 58289
Lineage: Eukaryota; Fungi; Ascomycota; Sordariomycetes; Hypocreales; Nectriaceae
Product: related to L-sorbosone dehydrogenase
Exons: 3
Coding region: 1-1368 (455 amino acids)
Source: RefSeq, a predicted model, not a curated record